Molecule: messenger RNA, 774 nt
Organism: Frankliniella occidentalis (western flower thrips)
Lineage: Eukaryota; Metazoa; Arthropoda; Insecta; Thysanoptera; Thripidae
Gene: dUTPase
Product: deoxyuridine 5'-triphosphate nucleotidohydrolase
Exons: 4
Coding region: 128-571 (147 amino acids)
Biological process (GO): dUMP biosynthetic process; dUTP catabolic process
Molecular function (GO): dUTP diphosphatase activity; magnesium ion binding
Source: RefSeq, a predicted model, not a curated record
ACACACAUUUGGCGCAAAAUUUUGGGCUAGUUCUCGUGCUGCCGCUUUGUAGUUCGUUAGUAGUUUCGUUGGACAAGGUGGAUCAUAUAGACUUAUCUAAUUUUAUCAUUUUAUCACUUCUGCGAUCAUGCCUGGAGAAUCUGCGUGUGUGUUGAAAUUCGUCAAGACAACGGUUAACGCGUUUUCGCCUGUCAAGGGGUCGGCCAAAGCUGCGGGCUUCGACUUACGAAGUGCUUAUGAUUAUGAAAUUCCUGCACGCGGUAAAGAACUCGUUAAAACAGAUCUCCAAAUCCAACUCCCAGCAGGUUGCUAUGGUAGAGUAGCCCCUCGCUCAGGCCUAGCUUGGAAAAAUCAUAUUGAUGUCGGAGCUGGUGUUAUAGAUGAAGAUUAUCGUGGGAAUGUUGGAGUAGUGAUGUUCAACCAUGCCGAAACUGUAUUUAAAGUGAACAAAGGGGACAGGAUUGCUCAACUAAUAUGUGAAAGAAUAUUCUACCCAGAGUUGGAAGAGUGCAAGGAACUUAGUGACACUGAGCGAGGGGAAGGUGGCUUUGGAUCCACCGGGAAAAAUUAGCCAGCCCUUUACUCUUUUCCUAUGUAUGCUCUACACCAAUCGAUCAGCUUUCAACUCCCCCUCAAUCCUCGGGCUUUUAACCUUUUUUUAAAACUCUAGUUUUAACUGCAAUGUGAUUUUACUUCCUAGAACAAUUUAAAUUUAUUUUUAACUUUUUUUUAUCAAUUACCUUACCUUAAAAUAAAGCUCUUUUAAAUAAUGUA